CUACCUCGAUAUCCGAGUCGUGUCGUCUGGAGCAUGCUGUUCGAGCUGUUUGUUAUGGUGACGUUCAGAAUUGCAACCUGCAAGCGACUUUCGUCGUUGCUGCACAACAGUUUAAUGCCGAAAGGUCCAAUCCCAUUGUAAUAAACAAAACCGUCGCUUUUCAUUCGACGUAAAAUGAGCCGUUGCCAAGGGUACAGGUUUUGCAUUCCUUUCUAUAGUCGACAAUCUCGUUCUUGUCUAGUUCGGUUGAACGUUCGUGCUGGUUCUGCGUACUAAAACCCGAGACAACUAAUCGAAGUUUCUGUUCGUUUUGGAGCUUGAUUUUCGACGAUAAUGCACAAAUGUUCGGUUUGAUAAUGAAUCUUGAUCUCUCUUGAGAUAUAUUGGACCAAUCACGUCGAUAAUUAGGCGAGAAGAACGAAUGGCAAAGUAGUAGAAGCAUCGAGAAAAAAGUCCCAACCUUCCUGGUUUGCCCAAGAAUAAUUUGCCCAUCGCUUGACAAGAUGGCUGUUGAUUCUGUAAAGCAGCAGCUGAAUAAGGUGUUCAACGACGAGGAAGCAUUGAUAAAUAAGAAAUUACCAAAGGAGUUGCUACUGAGAAUAUUCUCAUAUUUAGAUGUAGUAUCCCUAUGCAGGUGUGCCCAAGUCUCAAAAUCGUGGAAUAUCUUAGCUCUAGAUGGAUCGAAUUGGCAGAGGAUCGAUUUAUUCGACUUUCAAAAGGACGUUGAGGGUCCAAUAAUAGAAAACAUAUCGCGAAGAUGUGGCGGGUUCCUGAGGCAGCUCUCUCUCAGAGGAUGUCAAUCUAUCGCCGACGGCUCGAUGAAAACUCUGGCCCAGCAAUGUCCGAACGUGGAGGAUCUAAACCUGAACGGUUGCAAGAAAUUGACCGAUUCAACUUGCCACGCCUUCUCCAAAUACUGCAGCAAACUGCAAAAGUUGAAUUUGGACAGCUGCGCCGCGAUCACGGACAUGUCGCUCAAAGCGCUGAGCGACGGAUGCCCCAAUCUCACCCACAUCAACGUGAGCUGGUGCAGCAACAUCACCGAAAACGGAGUCGAAGCUUUGGCUAGGGGCUGUCCGAGAUUGAAGAGUUUCAUAUCUAAGGGAUGCAAACAAGUCACUUCUAGAGCUGUUAUUUGCCUGGCCAGGUUCUGCAAACAUCUGGAAGUUAUCAAUUUGCUGGGAUGUUGUUCCAUAAGGGAUGAAGCCGUGCAGUCUCUAGCCGAAAAAUGUCCAGACUUGCACUAUGUCUGCUUCUCUGGAUGUUCAUUUCUGACAGACGCUUCUCUGAUAGCUUUAGCUCAAAAGUGUCCGUUGCUGUCCACAUUAGAAGUAGCUGGUUGUUCCCAGUUCACAGAUGCAGGCUUCCAAGCUCUAGCAAGGAGUUGUCGUUAUUUAGAAAAAAUGGAUUUGGAUGAAUGCGUUCUGAUCACAGAUUCAACUUUGAUAAAUUUGGCGAUGGGUUGCCCCAGAAUAGAAUAUUUGACUCUUUCUCAUUGCGAAUUGAUAACAGAUGAAGGCAUCAGGCAUUUGUCAACGUCUCCAUGUGCUGCCGAGAAUUUGACUAUUCUUGAACUGGACAAUUGCCCCCUUAUUACUGACGUAUCUUUGGAACAUCUCACAUCUUGUCAUAAUCUUCAACGAGUAGAACUAUACGACUGUCAACUAAUCACAAGAUAUGGGAUCAGAAGAUUGAGGAGCCAUCUUCCCAAUAUCAAAGUUCAUGCAUAUUUCGCACCUGUAACGCCGCCCCCAUCGGCAGGAGGAAACCGUCAGAGAUACUGUAGAUGCUGCAUCAUCCUAUGAAUAGUAUGCGAAUACUUCUGAGUCUGAAAUGGAUUACAUUAUCACCACCAUUAUGAUAUGUGUUCAGCACGCUUUUAAACGUGUGCACGAUUACGAGACAUUUCCAACAAUUAGGAAACUGUCGAACGAUUCUUGGUGUCUUGUUGCAUGGUCACACAUGUCUUUGAAGUUAUUAGUAAUAAAAUUGUCAUCCACGAAAGUUAUUACGAGCAAUUAAAUGUGUGGUACUUGGUAGAAACCAAACUGGAUUAAAAUGAGAUGAUAUGAUAAUCCAGAAACUGAAUUGCCAGGAAUGUUCAUAUGAUGAGAUUGAAAACUUCAGUUUCUUGAUGAAAAUUGGAGUUUAUACAGGGUACUGAGAAAUCUGUGCUUAUUCGCGAUUCGUAUCUUGAAAUACACGCGAAUGUAAAAAAAAGUUUGAACUACAUUUACUUAUUCAUUUAACUCCAGUUUAUUGGGACAAGAAGCUUUUAACAUAUAUUCCAGCCAGGUAAAUCCUUUGUAACGCUAUAUUUUUUUCAGUUUUGAAAAUUCAUAUAUUUUAUAUAGGACUCAAAAUAAGAACGAACUUCUGGAAACUAAAUUUCGCCAUAUUAGACGUUCAUGUCAUUUCUAUUGAAAUAAAUUAUACUUCAUAACUUGCUCUACCUAAUACCUAUUCAUAUGGAGAAUUUGAAUUUAGAUUAUUGUGUAAUAAUUUUCAUGUUUUUUUUUAAUACACCCCAGGGUUCUUUUAAUUCUUGGUUUCACUUAUUAUUUGAAGUGAAUGAAUUGUACACAUUUCAUUGAUGCAUGUUGAUGGUAUCCUAAUAGAACAUCGGUAGUUAUUUCUUAUUGUUAAGAAAAAUUGAAAUCGAUUCUUGUAGUAUUUUAGGGAACAUAUAUACGAAAGUAUGUUUGGAGAGAAAGAAGCCUGUGAUAAACAUUUGAAUAUUUGUAAAUUGUGAAUAUUAAUGUAAGCUUAUAUUACUCUACUAUGGAAUUCAUUAAAAUUUUGUAUACUUACUCAAAAAUUGAUCUGGAUAAUGUAAUUUUCCAUUCGAGAAUUCUCUUUCGGUGUAAGCCUUUUGAUUUUUAUUAAAUUGUAACUUUUAAA
Messenger RNA from Coccinella septempunctata (seven-spotted ladybird), 2901 nucleotides. RefSeq names its product F-box/LRR-repeat protein 20. NCBI's taxonomy places the organism in Eukaryota, Metazoa, Arthropoda, Insecta, Coleoptera, Coccinellidae. The transcript has 8 exons. Gene Ontology annotation, biological process: SCF-dependent proteasomal ubiquitin-dependent protein catabolic process. Bases 504 to 1805 code for a protein of 433 amino acids. The record is from RefSeq and is a predicted model, not a curated record. Gene Ontology annotation, molecular function: protein binding. Gene Ontology annotation, cellular component: SCF ubiquitin ligase complex.